Molecule: messenger RNA, 2432 nt
Organism: Xenopus tropicalis (tropical clawed frog)
Lineage: Eukaryota; Metazoa; Chordata; Amphibia; Anura; Pipidae
Product: acyl-coenzyme A amino acid N-acyltransferase 2
Exons: 3
Coding region: 950-2209 (419 amino acids)
Biological process (GO): acyl-CoA metabolic process
Molecular function (GO): thiolester hydrolase activity
Source: RefSeq, a predicted model, not a curated record
UUUGAGUGCAUUUUUAUAAUUGAAUUUUUUAAAUAAAUACAGCAACAUUCACUUUUUAAUGUGACUUUAGUCAAAAUAGAACCCACCCCCCAAAACCAAAUUACACAAAUAUGCCCCUAAUGUGUGUGUGGGGGGCGGGGGGGUAGGUGGUGGUGAAUUCAUUUGGGUAGAGUCAGUGGAAAUAACUAGAAUUUACUGGGCUCCAUCCACAGCAAAUUUGCCCCAGAAGUUUGACAAGGCAGCAUAUAUGAAAAGUGCUUCUCAGUCAGCGCCCCACUGAGCCCCCCAACCCCUAUGCCUCCCCAGUAGUUACAGGGUGUGCUUCCUCUGUCAGAGAAAAACCUUCUAGUACAGAGUGGAGUUGAAAGGUUUAAAGUUUCCCUGUUUAUUGACUGGGGCAGACAUUCCGCGAAGCCUAAAUAUACACUGCUGACUUAUCAGCCCCAACCCCUUCCUAAAAUCUUUUCUAGGAAUUGGCACAGGUGGCCCCCAUGGAUAUGUAUAUGGGGCUGAGCCUGGGAAUAGGAGGCCAACAAUAUAAUUAGUAGAUUAAGAAAGAGAAUCUGUAAGUUAUAUCCCACUGAUCGGUCCUGAAUAUAUAGAUAAUCAGUCGACAACAGGAGGCCAACAAGAUAAUUAUUAUGAUAAAUGAUUGGAUGCUUUGGUGAAGCCAUAGAGACUGGUGGGUCAACCAACCCCAUGUCCGGAGGGAGAUAAAGAUCCAGUUAUUAUUUUUUUAGGCCUAAAUUCCUCUUCACACUAAAUGGUAACAUGAAAUAAGGUCUCAAAAAGGCCUGGAAUGGAUCAUGUUUUUUAAAGAAAGGGCCCGUUGACCCAAGGCAAAAGGUUCAAUGUAAAGUGAUAAGUAACUUGUUGGCGCUAUAUAAAUAAAUAAUGAUGAUUAUUAGAUAUUUCAGGAUCUCUGUGCCGCUGUUUGGGUUCCACGGAAAUGAUUGGGCUUGCUGCCACCCCUGAGGUUUCUCUGGCAGAUGAGCCGGUGAGAAUUCGUGCUUGGGGGCUCCCCCCGCAGACAGCGAUCACCCUGAGAGCCUGGGUACGGGAUGAGAAAGGGGAGAUAUUCCACUCCAGGGCAUUUUACCAGACUGACACAGAGGGCAAAGUGGAUCUGGAGCAGUCGGAAGCCACAGGGGGAGAUUUCCAUGGCAUUUACCCUAUGGGACUGUUCUGGGCUCUAAAACCAACCACCCCGUACCGGAGGCUGAUAAAACGGGAUGUUAUGGGGAGCCCUUUCCUUGUGCACCUGGAGCUGUAUCCUUCUGUGCUGCUUGUCCCCUCCGAGGAUCAUCUUCCUGCCGUCACUACAGUGGUGGAGAGGUGGUAUGUAGCUCCAGGGGUGCAACGGCUGCAGGUCAGAGAUGGACGCGUCCGAGGGGCACUUUUCCUCCCAUCAGGUGAAGGUCCCUUCCCAGGAGUCAUUGAUAUGUUUGGUGCGAAUGGAGGCCUCCUGGAGUCCCGGAGCAGCCUAUUGGCCAGUAGAGGGUUCGCCUCUCUCGCCCUCGCUUACUUUGCUUAUGAAGAUCUUCCAAGCUUUUUGGGAGUAGUGGACCUCUCAUACUUUGAAGAAGCAGCUCAGUUCCUACUGAGGAACCCUAAAGUGUCAGGGAAUGGAGUUGGAGUGGUCGCAGUGUCCAAAGGGGCAGAGAUUGCACUGUGUAUGGCCUCUUAUCUGCCACAGGUUCAAGCUACAGUCUGUAUCAAUGGCCCCAAUGCUCUGUAUGGCAACUGUCUUGCUUAUGGGAAUAUUUCCAUGAAGGCAAUUCCGUACCAGAUACAGAAAGUUCAGUUACACUCAGAAACCAUACAAUUUAGCUCUGCUUUAGAGGAUCCAAGGAAGCCGGAAUAUGAGGAUUCUGUCAUUCCCAUAGAGAGAGCCCGGGGCCCCGUCCUUUUCUGCGUUGGAGACAAAGACCAGAAUUGUGAGAGUUUGUUCUUUGCAAAUGAAGCUUUAGCUCGGGCAAGGAAAAAGGGCAAGCAGAAUGUGUAUGUGCGGCGUUACCCAGGGGCGGGGCAUCUCCUGGAGCCCCCCGGCUCUCCUUUCUGCCCUGUUUCACAAUCCCCUUACUUUCCCCUUCCCUUAAUGUGGGGUGGGGAGCUUGUGCCCCACUGUACAGCCCAGGAAACAUGCUGGAGAGAGAUGCGGGAUUUUCUCCAUAGCAAUCUUGCCCCCAGUACCAAGAGUAAGUUAUAGGGAACAGGAUCCUUAUUGAUUCUUGGGGAUUUUAUGUGCAUUGUCCCAUUAUAUCCUGCACUUCUGAUUGGACUAUUUGUAUCAUCACCUGCCAGUGGAAAUGCUGGUGCUCCUGGCCAAGCUGCACGGUAUGUGAGAGGGACAAGCCUGGGACUAAUUUCUGUCACAUGACUUACUAAAACGUGUAUAUUAUAAUAAAGUACCACCUUUUGUAAAAUAUGAA